UGUUUCAUAAAGUUAAUAUAGUUUGUAGUGUUGGAGGAAAAAAGAAAAAAAUGUUGAAGAAAGUGUUACAGCCCUCAGAUGACAUUGAUAUUCAUGAUUUGCUAGUAAAAAGAUGUCGUUUCCAGUUGGACAGGUGGUGUGAUCUUGGUUCGAGACUAGGGCUAAGAAAAGGGACAUUAGAUGUCAUUCGCUGGAAUAAUUCUACUGCAUCUGAAUGUCUGCUUGAUUGCUUGUCUAAAUGGCUACAUAGAGCUGAUGAUGUUGAUGAGAGAGGAGGAGCUACAUGGGAUUCAUUGUCAGAUGCUCGACGAUCUUUGGGGUUUUUUGAUGCAGCUACUGAUUUAGAUAGAGAAAAGCGUCCUUUUCUGGCUAUUUUUGAGAACCAAUGUAGAUCUAUGAAUCUUUCUGAAGAUUUUUCUGAUAUAGUGGCAGAACUUCAAGAAAAGCAAGUAAUAUCAAAAGAUUUAGCAUCAAGUAUGCAGGAGUCAAUGGAUGGCUAUGCUCGAAGUAAUGCCCUGAUUUCUGCUCUCGAAGAAGCUAUUAAAGAGGAUAGAAAAGCUCUUCAAAUUUUUGCUUCUAUUUUAUAUACGAUUCCUCAAUUUAAAUAUGAGGAAGACCGGAUACUUAAAAAUUAUAACAAUGAAGUGGUCAAAGAACUUUUAAGUGAUGAGAAACAUGAUAGUGCAAGCAGCGGUGCAAUCACACCUACAAAUCUAGUUGAAAUUCCAGUUGGAAAAAGUAUCACUAAACAAACUGAAUUAAUAAGAAAAUCUUAUGCAAGAAUGGUGUGUAAAGUUCAAGCUGCUACAGCGAAACAGAGUCCUGAUGUUGGCAUCUUAAAAACUCUUGUCAAAGUACGCAGGACUGAUCUAGCAUCGAAAUUAACCAGAUGUGGAACAUACGAUUCUAUAUUAAAUCUGAUUGAAGAAGAGUGCUGUUCAUUAGUAGAUAUUGAAAUGUUAGAGUUUGUAGUUGAGGAAAUAGAUAUUGUAGAAGCUGUAGAAAGCAUUGAACGCUAUAAGGAAUACCUAAAUAAGUCUUGUGUCUUUAUUUCUGAUAGUCUUAAUUUGAAGGAAACGUUUGCAUCUGCAAAGACUGAUUCUCUUCAAUUUGAAGCAGCUACUUAUGUAUUCGACUGGCGGCCUAAAGGACAAACUUUUAAAGACAUCUACAAUGUUCUUAUUAAGGUAUCUGGUAAAGAAGUGGUUGUUAAGUAUGUCUAA
Messenger RNA from Amphimedon queenslandica, 1223 nucleotides. RefSeq lists its product as uncharacterized. Lineage: Eukaryota; Metazoa; Porifera; Demospongiae; Haplosclerida; Niphatidae. The transcript has 5 exons. Gene Ontology annotation, biological process: signal transduction. The record is from RefSeq and is a predicted model, not a curated record. Gene Ontology annotation, molecular function: protein binding. Bases 51 to 1223 code for a protein of 390 amino acids.